Messenger RNA from Indicator indicator, 627 nucleotides. RefSeq names its product Rab interacting lysosomal protein like 2 (gene RILPL2). The transcript is spliced from 4 exons. The coding region runs from base 1 to 627 and encodes 208 amino acids. Gene Ontology annotation, biological process: cilium assembly. Lineage: Eukaryota; Metazoa; Chordata; Aves; Piciformes; Indicatoridae. Gene Ontology annotation, molecular function: protein dimerization activity. The record is from RefSeq and is a predicted model, not a curated record. Gene Ontology annotation, cellular component: cytoplasm; ciliary basal body.
AUGCAGCAGGGCCGGGAGGAGGAGGAGCUGGAGGAGGAGGAAGAGGGGGAUGGGGGCCCGGAGAGGGCUCUUGAGAAGAGCCCCUUCCAGCUAACUGCCGGAGAUGUCUAUGACAUCUCCUCUGUGGUGGGCCAGGACCUGCUGCAGCUCAGCGCAGGGCCGCAGAUGUCCGCCACCCUGGCCCGGCUGCAGUUCAGGAUCGUGAGGGUGCUGGAGAUGCUGGAAGCGCUGGUGAGCGAGAGCAGCCUCGCUGAGGAGCAGCUGCGGAUGGAGCGGGACAGCCUGCGGCGGGAGGUGGAGAAGCUGCGGGGAGAGGGGUCCCAAAGGAGCGCCCAGCAGCUCAGCCUUGGACCAGAUAAAAUGGUAAUAGACCUCACAGAUCCCAACCGCCCCAGGUUCACAUUGCAGGAGCUGCGAGAUGUAUUGCAAGAGCGUAACCAGCUGAAGGCUCAGCUUCUUGUGGUGCAAGAGGAGCUACAGUGCUAUAAGAGUGGGAUUAUCUCACAGGGAAAGGACCAAACUGAAGAACUGGAAAAAGAAGCCAGUGGCAGCAGCCCUGGCAUCAAAAAGGACAGUGAAGAGAAGACAAUCAUCAGACGGCUGUUCUCUUUUAGACAUGGAAAAUGA